AUGACUGUCCCCCUGUGGGUGGUCACCCUGGCCUUGGCUGCCCUCUUCCUUGUGGACAGGGAAGUGUCAGUGUCGGCAGCAAAGUUCAUCUUCUCAAGAAUGCCCAUCUGUGAGCACAUGGCAGAAUCUCCAGUCUGCCCCUAGAUAUAUGACCCGGUCUGUGGCACUGACAGGGUCACGUAUGACAGUGAAUGCAAGCUCUGCUUGGCUCGCAUAGAAAAAAGACAGGACAUCCAGAUCGUGAACGAUGGCAAAUGCUAA
Messenger RNA from Lipotes vexillifer (Yangtze River dolphin), 261 nucleotides. RefSeq names its product serine peptidase inhibitor Kazal type 4 (gene SPINK4). The transcript has 5 exons. The record is from RefSeq and is a predicted model, not a curated record. Lineage: Eukaryota; Metazoa; Chordata; Mammalia; Artiodactyla; Lipotidae. Gene Ontology annotation, molecular function: protein binding; serine-type endopeptidase inhibitor activity.